This is a messenger RNA of Monodelphis domestica (gray short-tailed opossum), 4813 nucleotides long. It is a transcript of the gene STAT3, whose product is annotated as signal transducer and activator of transcription 3. Gene Ontology annotation, molecular function: DNA-binding transcription factor activity; DNA binding. NCBI's taxonomy places the organism in Eukaryota, Metazoa, Chordata, Mammalia, Didelphimorphia, Didelphidae. Gene Ontology annotation, biological process: regulation of DNA-templated transcription; signal transduction. The record is from RefSeq and is a predicted model, not a curated record.
UUCGGUUUCUGUUGAGCCGAGGCAGCUUCGGAGCCUCCCCGUCGCCUGCACUACCUGAAGAGGACUGGUCGUUUGGCCCGCGCCUUGGGCCACUCCAGCAGCGGGCCGCGGGGCCUGUCACAGGCCACAGCUUCGGGACCAGCUGACAACCCUCCUCUCCAGCAAGAUGGCACAAUGGAACCAGCUGCAGCAGCUCGAUACACGAUACCUGGAGCAGCUUCACCAGUUGUACAGCGACAGCUUUCCUAUGGAGUUGCGGCAAUUCCUGGCCCCUUGGAUAGAGAGCCAGGACUGGGCAUAUGCUGCCAGUAAAGAGUCACAUGCCACCUUGGUCUUCCAUAACCUCUUGGGUGAGAUUGACCAGCAAUAUAGUCGCUUCCUACAGGAGUCAAAUGUCCUCUAUCAACACAACCUGAGAAGAAUCAAGCAGUUCCUGCAGAGCAGAUAUCUUGAAAAGCCAAUGGAGAUUGCCAGGAUUGUGGCUCGGUGCCUGUGGGAGGAGUCUCGUCUCCUUCAGACUGCAGCCACAGCUGCCCAGCAAGGAGGGCAAGCCAACCACCCCACAGCUGCUGUGGUGACAGAAAAACAACAGAUGCUAGAACAACACUUGCAGGAUGUGAGGAAAAGAGUACAGGAUCUGGAACAGAAGAUGAAAGUGGUGGAGAAUCUCCAGGAUGACUUUGAUUUCAACUACAAGACACUAAAAAGUCAAGGAGACAUGCAAGAUCUCAAUGGAAACAACCAGUCAGUGACUAGGCAAAAGAUGCAGCAGCUGGAACAGAUGCUGACUGCCCUGGACCAGAUGCGUAGGGGAAUUGUGAGUGAAUUAGCAGGGCUUCUUUCAGCGAUGGAGUACGUGCAGAAGACUCUCACAGAUGAGGAGCUAGCUGACUGGAAGAGGAGACAACAGAUUGCUUGUAUUGGAGGCCCUCCCAACAUCUGCCUAGAUCGCCUAGAGAACUGGAUAACUUCCUUAGCUGAAUCUCAGCUUCAGACUCGACAGCAGAUAAAGAAGCUAGAAGAAUUACAACAGAAAGUUUCCUACAAAGGGGACCCCAUUGUCCAACACCGACCGAUGCUGGAAGAGAGAAUUGUGGAGCUGUUUAGGAAUUUAAUGAAAAGUGCCUUUGUUGUGGAGCGGCAGCCCUGCAUGCCUAUGCACCCUGAUCGGCCCUUGGUCAUCAAGACGGGUGUUCAGUUCACUACCAAAGUCAGGUUAUUGGUCAAAUUUCCUGAGUUAAACUAUCAACUCAAAAUUAAAGUGUGCAUUGACAAAGACUCUGGUGACGUUGCAGCAUUAAGAGGAUCCCGGAAAUUCAACAUUCUGGGAACAAAUACGAAAGUGAUGAACAUGGAGGAAUCUAACAAUGGCAGCCUCUCUGCAGAGUUCAAACACUUGACCCUGAGGGAGCAGAGAUGUGGCAAUGGAGGCCGGGCCAAUUGUGAUGCUUCUCUCAUAGUGACUGAAGAACUUCAUCUCAUCACCUUUGAGACAGAAGUUUACCAUCAAGGCCUAAAGAUUGACUUGGAGACACACUCCUUACCUGUUGUGGUGAUCUCUAACAUUUGUCAGAUGCCAAAUGCCUGGGCUUCAAUCCUUUGGUAUAAUAUGUUGACCAAUAACCCCAAGAACGUUAACUUUUUCACGAAGCCCCCUAUCGGGACAUGGGAUCAAGUUGCUGAAGUGCUAAGCUGGCAGUUUUCUUCUACCACAAAGCGGGGCUUGAGCAUUGAGCAGUUGACUACACUAGCAGAGAAGCUCUUAGGACCUGGUGUGAAUUACUCAGGGUGCCAGAUCACAUGGGCCAAAUUUUGCAAAGAAAACAUGGCUGGCAAAGGUUUCUCUUUCUGGGUUUGGUUGGACAACAUUAUUGACCUUGUGAAAAAGUAUAUCUUGGCAUUGUGGAAUGAAGGAUAUAUAAUGGGCUUCAUUAGCAAGGAACGAGAGAGAGCCAUCCUGAGCACGAAACCCCCUGGGACCUUCCUGUUGAGGUUCAGCGAGAGCAGCAAAGAGGGAGGCAUCACCUUCACAUGGGUGGAGAAGGAUAUUAGUGGCAAGACCCAGAUCCAGUCAGUGGAACCAUACACCAAACAGCAGCUGAACAAUAUGUCCUUUGCCGAGAUCAUCAUGGGCUAUAAAAUCAUGGAUGCCACCAACAUCCUGGUGUCUCCCCUGGUCUAUCUCUACCCUGACAUUCCCAAGGAGGAGGCGUUUGGAAAGUAUUGCCGGCCAGAGAGCCAGGAACAUCCUGAAGCUGACCCAGGUAGUGCUGCCCCAUACCUGAAGACAAAGUUUAUCUGUGUGACCCCAACGACCUGCAGCAAUACCAUUGACCUGCCGAUGUCCCCCCGCACUUUAGAUUCAUUGAUGCAGUUUGGAAAUAAUGGUGAAGGAGCUGAGCCCUCAUCAGGAGGGGGACAGUUUGAGACCCUCACGUUUGACAUGGACUUGACUUCUGAGUGUGCAGCAUCCCCCAUGUGAUGGGCUAAGAAUGGAAACCACAGAAUUAUGUACCGGAGGCACCUAGAUCCUAGUCCCCUUUCCAAAAAAAAACCAAAAACCCCAGACCCAACAACUGAACCCCAGAUCAACUGAAACUCAUACCUUUGUGGCUCCAGAUCAUUUCCUUUGAUCUCCUGCAUCUCAUUUAUCCUUAUGUAAUUAGGCAGCUUUCUCCUAGAGAAAUGAGUGCUUCUAGGUUGUAUGCUAUUAACCAAACAGCAGUCCAAUGGUUCAUCCUUUGAGGCUGUGAUUGUUUGGGGUGGGAGAAUGGGGGUGGGGGAGGCAGGAGGGAGAAGAAAGGAAUGUGUGUUCAUGCUCUCCCUCCGACCUUCUUCCUCAGUAACUAUUUGGGGAUUUUUGUGUGUAUUCUGGAUUUUUCUGUUUUGUUUUUGUUUUGCUAGACAAGUGCCUACUGGUGCCAGCUGCAUCCAGUGCCUGUUUUGUAAGUUUCUGUCCCAGGCUGUGUCUGACUGCAUGCUGCCAGCACCCACUGCACCUAUUAUCUUGCUACCAUCCAAAUAGAAGGGAGGAUUCUUGAAUCCUCUAGAUUUCUUUUUAAACUUGGGAAAGUUAAAAGCAAAAGCAGAGAAACCCUAUUCUCUCCUGUAUCAAAGCUUUUUGUAAAAUGUAUUUAAGAUUCCUCAGAGACUUCUUGCAGGUAUUUAGCAGUCCCAGAUAGCAAUCUUUACUUUGACUCCUAGAGUGGGUUCAUGAAUUCAUUCAUCGAUUCAUUCAAUAAACAUGCUUAAAGUGCUGGGGACACAAAGAUAAAAUCUGACAUGAUCCCUGUCCUCAUGGAGCUUACAAUUGAUUACCUCAAAUGGUAGCUGAAGCUCUAAAGCUAUCGCUUGGCUUUUAGAACAGACAUGUUUGGGAAGAGCCUAAAACGAGAUAUAGAUAUAUAUAGAUAUAUAUAAGUAUAUAUAUAAUUUUUUUUUGGUAAAUCUUUUUUACUCCCUUUGCUAGUCUCUUACCUUAAGGCCUUAGUUUCUGGUUCUGAGCUUGGUUGUUAGGGUGCCUUAUUUGGGCUAGAGGGUUUCUUCCCUCUUCAGCCCGCAUGACCCUUCUGGCAGCACAUCCUCAUCUUCCCUUCUGCUUUCUAAAUCCCAUUGUUUUAGGAAUCCUGGUCUUGGAGCCUUGUGAAAUAGAUAAAUAAAAGAGCUGUGGGUACCAAGAAUAGUGUCAGGCCAUGAGCCUCACAAGGUGCCCUGUUGGUUUCAGGGGACAUGGCUCUCUCCUUGGGUUCUUGAACAUUUUCAGCACUUAUUUCACUUUUUAAAUGGUUAACUUCUAUUGUGGAAACAUACAGGAUUGUAGAAUGUUCCACUUCAAAGGAAUUUCAGGAGACUUUCUGCUGAGACCAGAGCUUGUACUUUGGUUCGGCUUGUGUUCUUGGCUUUCCCAAGCCUAGUGGUGAGUUAGAGGUCCCCCUUUUCAGAUCGGGAAGACCCCACUUCUCGUCUGGCCUUAAAUUGUUCUCAGGCCUCUUCUGGUGCUUCUCUUUUUGCCUUCCUAGUAAUAGCCAGCCAAAUGGUAGUGCACAUCUGUAGUAUUGUCCCAGGUGCUUUCUCAAAGAGGAUUUAGGUCUACUCUGUUCCAGAGGCAGCAGCUUGGGAUUUAAGGACCUUGACAAGUAUAUUCUCAGUUGUUCCCUAUCCUCAAAACCUUUGAGCUGAAUGAGAAGACUUACUUCCUGAGGAGCACUAAAGAAGUUAUUCUCUAUCUGAUUCAUCUUCCUGAUGAGGUGAAGUUGGCACCCAGUGUAAAUCCUUUUCCCUUUUUAGCAAAAGUCAGGAGCACCUUUUUAUAUAGGCUGGAAAAUUGAGGGCUGUGCUUGGGAGAACUCUUGGUUGCUAUUUUGCAAUGUGGGGCUGGAGGAGGAAUGGGUGCCUCAAAAUGCCCUAAGGGAGGGCAAGCAUUUAAAUUGAUUUUAUGGUGGCAUGUAUCUUUAUGUUUCUAAUUCUUGUGAUGACAGAAGCUGUAAAAGGAGACUUGAUUUAGCUUUUUCUACAUUUAGUUCUUUCCUCUCAAGAACAGUAUCUUGGGUAGGUCUACUGCCCUUCUCAAACUCUUUUCAAACCCCUCUCCCCCCUCAUCAUGCCCCCAAGGGGUUUCCCUUUUACCAGAUCAUCUUGUACAUUGGUUUUGUUUAUAAAACAACCUCUGAGCUGCUAACUUUUAAGUCCUCCUUGCAUUCUGAUUCCAGUGUAUACUUCAUACUGUAAAAAAAAAAAAGUUGGUUUUUGUAUAUUUUAUUGCUGUAUAUCUAUCUGCUUUUAACUUCUAGAAAUAAACAUUUUAAAGCAAUUA